Molecule: messenger RNA, 3191 nt
Organism: Lotus japonicus
Lineage: Eukaryota; Viridiplantae; Streptophyta; Magnoliopsida; Fabales; Fabaceae
Product: protein phosphatase 2C 29
Exons: 4
Coding region: 332-2638 (768 amino acids)
Biological process (GO): protein dephosphorylation
Molecular function (GO): protein serine/threonine phosphatase activity
Source: RefSeq, a predicted model, not a curated record
CACAAACAGACAAAUCAAACAACAAAUUUUCAACUCUCUCUUUUCUUUCUUCCCUCUCCUCCUCACUUUCCUCGUUUUGUUUUCUUUUCUUUUUCCUCACUCACUCACUUCACUUCACUUCUUUCUUUUCUUUCCUUCCUUUUUCCUUUCCUUUUCCUUUUCUCUCUCAUUUUUCUUUUCUUUCUCCCUCUCUCCCUCCCCUAAGUCCCUUUCUCUAGUUUUUGGAUUGGACUUUGGGGUUGGGGUCACUCAUUUUCCCUCUCAACACCUCGCCGGAAAAUCACCUACGAUUUUCUCGGCUGCCAAACGGGACAAAACACAAAUGUGAUUAAUGGGUAGUGGACUCUCCAACCUGUGUUCCUGCUUUGAACCGGUGAACCGGGAAAACGGACCGGACCACCACCACGUCGUUGAUUUCACGGCCACCGAGCCAUUGGACGAAACCCUAGGCCACUCCUUCUGCUACGUCAGAUCCUCCGCUCGCUUCAUCUCUCCGACCCACUCCGAUCGCUUCCUCUCACCUUCCACCUCGCUCCGGUUUUCCCCUUCCCAUGACCACCGAGCAACCCGACCCGAAUUUCACGAGACCGGGUUCAAAUCCAUUUCCGGCGCCGCCGUUAGUGCUAACAGCUCUGUUCCCAAGACGGUUAUUCAGCUAGAAGAGGACGCCGCCGCGGCGGAUACUGUUGCCACCAAGGGUAGUAUUGUCAAUGGGUUCGAGAGCACGUCGUUGUUCAGCGCUCUCCCGCUUCAGCCCGUGCCGCGAGGGGGGGAGCUUCUCGAGGGCGGUGGCGGGUUCUUCCUCUCCGGGCCAAUUGAGAGUGGGGCGCACUCUGGACCGAUUCACGGCGGUGCCGGAGGCGACAGCAGCGGUAUCUCCGGCGGCGGGGAUAUUCCAUUUUCUGCGCCGCUUGGGGGGAUGUACGCGAGGAAGAAGAAGCUGAAGGGUGUGUCGGGGUUCCGGAAGGCGUUUCAACGGAAGGUGCCGGAUAAGAAGCGGCCGUGGGUGGUGCCGGUGCUGAACUUCGUUGGGAGGAAGGAGGUUGCGGUGACCGAGGAGAAGCAUCCGGCGGCGGUGGAGGCGAGGAGCGAGAGCAAUAGCAACGUACAGUGGGCGCUUGGGAAGGCCGGGGAGGAUCGGGUUCAUGUGGUGGUGUCGGAGGAGCAGGGGUGGUUGUUCGUAGGGAUAUACGACGGUUUCAACGGCCCCGACGCGCCGGAGUUUCUGAUGGGUCAUCUCUACCGCGCCGUUCACAACGAGCUUCAGGGUUUGUUCUGGGAAGUCGAAGAAGAAGCAGCUCAGGAGAGCAACCUUGCAGGGCAGAGCGUAGCUGAGGUGAAGAGCAAGGAGGGAGAAGGUGAAGAUUCGGGUUCUGCUUCGGCGAAGAUGGUAGUGCAGGGAGCUGUAACGGGAACCGAGAGUAGACGGCGUAGAUUGUGGGAGCUUCUCGCUGAAGACCCCGAAGAUGGACUCGAUCUUUCUGGGUCUGACAGGUUUGCGUUUUCUGUUGACGAUGCAGUCAGCGUUAGCAAUGCCAAUGCGGGUUCUGCAGUUAGCAGACGGUGGCUGUUGUUGUCAAAACUGAAACAUGGGUUGACAAAGCACAAGGAGGGUCAUGGUAAGAAGUUGUUACCGUGGAAUUUGGGGACGGAGGAGAAAGAGAAGGUGGAGGUGGAGAGUAAUAGGGUGGAAGACCAGCCUAGUGGUGGCGGUGGUGGUGGGAAGAGGCGGAAAGUAGGUCCCGUGGAUCAUGAUCUGGUUUUGAGUGCGCUGUCUCGGGCAUUAGAAGUAACGGAGCUUGCAUAUUUGGAUAUGACGGAUAAGCUUCUCGACACAAAUCCGGAACUUGCUUUGAUGGGUUCUUGUCUAUUGGUUGCUGUUAUGAGGGAUGAGGAUGUCUAUGUGAUGAAUGUUGGGGAUAGCCGUGCUAUUGUUGCACACUACGAGCCCAAGGAGGUUGCUUCUAAUGUGGUGGAAUCUGGGAACAAGGGAGAUACCGGUUCCAGCACUGAGAGCAUUGUUGAGGAGCCCGUAGCUGAAAGUGCAAUCAAGUUGGGGAAUCAGCGUCGUGCUCAAGAAACGAGGUUGGUUGCAUUGCAACUGUCUACUGAUCACAGCACCAGCAUUGAAGAAGAAAUCAUUAGAAUUAAGAAUGAGCAUCCUGAUGAUAACCAAUGUAUAGUCAAUGAUAGAGUUAAAGGCCGUCUUAAGGUCACCAGAGCAUUUGGGGCAGGAUUUUUGAAACAGCCAAAGUGGAAUGAGGCAGUUCUAGAAAUGUUUCGUAAUCACUAUAUUGGCACUGCUCCAUAUAUAUCCUGCUGUCCUUCGCUGCGUCACCAUAAGUUAUGCCCAGAAGAUCAGUUCCUGAUCCUCUCAUCUGAUGGUUUAUAUCAAUAUCUAAACAACGAAGAAGUGGUUUCUCAAGUUGAGAGCUUCAUGGAAAAGUUCCCAGAAGGAGACCCUGCCCAACAUUUGAUAGAAGAACUGCUCCUCCGUGCCGCCAAGAAGGCUGGAAUGGACUUUCAUGAAUUGCUGGAUAUCCCACAAGGAGAUCGGAGGAAGUAUCAUGAUGAUGUUACUGUUAUGGUGAUAUCACUUGAAGGGAGAAUCUGGAAAUCUUCAGGAAAAUAUCUAUAAUACAUUCAACCUCGAAGAUGAUGCCAAAGUUUCACAGCUGGAUCCAUUUUUCAUGGAUCUGGGUUUUUUUUCCUCUGGUCUUAAAACCAAAAGUGAUCAACUGAGGAAUCUCAGAUUUUAAUGGCAGGUGGCCACCUUUAGAGCUCUAUCCAGAAUUAAAGAUGCUGAAUGCAUUUAGGUAUGAGCUAUAUCAGAAUGGACCUUGCUGAUGGGCUUUUGGGAAUUUUCGUUAGGAGUGGAGAAAAAAGUAUAGCCUUUUAAACUGUUUUCUUUUUGUUUCGCGGUUUCCAUUCUCCCUCUCCCCCUUUUUUGCCAGUUAUAGAGAUGAAAAAAUGAUAGAAAUUUUGCAUAGCGAAGGCCCUUUCUAUUUAUUUUUCUUUAUUUUUCUGUUUUUUUCUCUGGCAAGUGCCAAGGAAAAUGUGGGUGUACAUUGGUGGGGAUACAAGUGUAGUGAUUGAACUCGAGCGGUCCUUAGUCAGAAAUGACAAUCUGUAACUGAGGGUGGAUUUCCACCGUAGCAAAUUAACAUGAUUUAAAUUAGAGUUCUCUUAAA